AUUCUUUCCAAAGAGUGGAACUAAUUAUGAGCCAGUAAUUGAAGGCCACCAAAAAGCCUUGUCAAUUACUCAGAUGAGCUCUCAGAAACUAUUACAAACUAGUUCUUUGAUCAGAUAAGUCAAGGUAAACAAAAAUAUUUGGAGAAUAUUUGUAAACGUGAUGUGAUGAACUUUAUCACACGGUCCGCGAUUAGUUAUCAAAACAAUAUAAUGAACCGGUUUUCUAGCUUAAUAUGCCAACUUUAUCAGUUUAAAAAAGCCAAUGCGUCUAGCCGCCGUCUGGCCUAAUAUUGAACCCGUUUUGCGUGGAUAAACGUCAAACGAAAAUCGUAUAAAUUGCUGAUGUGCCCAUCGCGACCGUGAUAGUAUUAAAAAGAACUUCGUGCAGUUAAUAUCCCCAAAAAUAAAUUAAAAUGAGACUCCUGUUGGUUGCGUUCAUUGCGGUAGCCACGAUUGCUUCGGCUUCGGCACAGUUUGGUUUUGGAGGAGGCUUUGGUGACGGAUUACAGCAGCAACAGCAGCAGCAGCAAGAAGGAUUCGGUGGUUUUGGUGGUGGAGAACAACAGCAGCAACAGCAGCAGCAAGAAGGAUUUGGAGGUUUUGGCGGCUUUGGUGGUGGAGAACAGCAGCAGGAACAGCAGCAGGAAGGCUUCAACGGCUUUGGUGGCGGUGGACAAGAGCAACAGCAGCAGCAGCAAGAAGGAUUCGGAGGCUUUUUUUAGCGCAUAGUUUAAAAACAAAUCAGUUUUAAUACUUUUGAAUUGUAGCGCCAAUAAACAACUGCUUGCAGGAAAUCUGUCAAGCAGUUACUGAUGUAAUUUAUUCGUAACUAAGCAGUGCGCUGCUUGCUUAGCUCAGGUCCUUACAUUCGCAUUUGGCCCAUAGAGGGCAACCAAUGCGAAGCAAGAAUAAUCGUUAAAAAUUAAAAAAGUUCAAUGGAGUGCCGAAUGAGGUCUGAUAAUACGAAACAUGAGAAAUAUUCCAUAAAUUUAAAGGUGCAACACUU
Molecule: messenger RNA, 1006 nt
Organism: Drosophila virilis
Lineage: Eukaryota; Metazoa; Arthropoda; Insecta; Diptera; Drosophilidae
Product: heterogeneous nuclear ribonucleoprotein A1
Source: RefSeq, a predicted model, not a curated record